Herpailurus yagouaroundi (jaguarundi) is the source of this 5014-nucleotide messenger RNA. RefSeq names its product zinc finger protein 30 homolog. Bases 231 to 3746 code for a protein of 1171 amino acids. The transcript has 7 exons. Gene Ontology annotation, biological process: regulation of transcription by RNA polymerase II. Gene Ontology annotation, cellular component: transcription regulator complex; PcG protein complex; nucleus. Gene Ontology annotation, molecular function: RNA polymerase II cis-regulatory region sequence-specific DNA binding; DNA-binding transcription activator activity, RNA polymerase II-specific. Lineage: Eukaryota; Metazoa; Chordata; Mammalia; Carnivora; Felidae. The record is from RefSeq and is a predicted model, not a curated record.
CACAUGAACCACAGGAUCAUGACCUGAGCCGAAGUCGGACCGACUUAACCGACUGAGCCACCCAUGUGCCCCCCUUGGCCUGUUUUCAUACAGCCUUUGAGCUAAUUAUGUUUUGAAGGAAUUGUUUAAAAAAAGAAGGGAAAAGGAAAGGAUAUGGAACAGACCAUAUGUGGCAUGCAAAGCUUAAAAUAUUGGCCCUUUACAGAAAUAAAUAAUUUUAGAAAUAAUACAUGGGUUUGUCAUUUCAGCAUUUGGUGAUGUUCAGAGAUGUGGCUGUAGACUUUUCUCAGGAAGAGUGGGAAUGCCUGAACUCAUAUCAGAGGAAUUUGUACAGAGAUGUGAUAUUAGAGAACUAUAGCAACUUGGUGUCAGUGGCAGGGUGUACCAUUUCUAAGCCAGAUGUGAUUACCCUACUAGAGCAAGGGAAAGAACCCUGGAUGGUUGUGAGGGAUGAGAGAAGAAGAAGGAGCCUAGCCCGGCGUUCUCUGAACUCUGCACAUCUCCAGGAAAAGAACCCAGAAAACCAAUCAGUCCUGAUAGUUCUAGAAAACAUGCCCCAUUGGUUGGUGACUUUCAGGGAUGUGGCCAUCGACUUCUCUCUGGAGGAGUGGGAAUGCCUUAACUCCACUCAGAGGGAUUUGUACAGGGAUGUGAUGUUGGAGAACUACAGCAACCUGAUCUCACUAGCUGGAUGUGCGAUCCCUAAACCAGAUGUGUUUUCUUUAUUGGAGCAAGGGAAGGACCCCUGGAUGGUGACAAGAGCCAUGACAAGAAGAUGGAGCUCAGACUUGGAAUCCAGUUGUGAGACCAAAAAGUCAUCUCCAGAAAAGGGAGCUUAUGAAAUGGAAUCACUGCAAUGGGAAAAUAGGAGGAAACCUAUCAGCCAUAAUUUUGAUUACAAUGGUCUUAGAGAUAAUAUGGAGGGCAAAGGCAAAUUUGAGGAUCAACAGGGAAGUCAGGAAGGACUUUACAUGCACAUGAAAAUUACCUAUGGAGAAAAGGCCACCCAAAGCCAUUCUGUGUCACCUACUCUUCAUCCGCUAAAUCCUACCAGGGAAAAAUUGUACAAAUGUAAGGAAUAUGAACAAGCUUUCAGCUACCUGUCAUGCCUUACUCAACAUGAGAAAAGCCAUAAUAAAGAAAAACACUCUGAAGUUAAGAAACGUAGAAAGACCUUCAGCAAAAAGCCAACAUAUAUUCAACAUCAGAGGAUUCAGAAUGGUGAAAAGCCUUAUGAGUGUAUGGAAUGUGGGAAGGCCUUUGGUCGUAGUUCUGAUCUGAUUCAACAUCAGAAAAUUCAUACUAAUGAAAAACCUUAUCAGUGUAAGGCAUGUGGGAAAGCUUUUAUUCGUGGUUCACAGCUCACUGAACAUCAGAGAGUUCAUACAGGAGAGAAACCAUAUGAAUGUAAGAAAUGUGGAAAAGCCUUUAGUUAUUGUUCACAAUAUACUCUCCAUCAGAGAAUUCACAGUGGUGAAAAACCCUAUGAAUGCAAGGAAUGUGGGAAGUCCUUUAUUCUUGGCUCUCAACUUACUUACCAUCAGAGAAUUCAUAGUGGUGAGAAACCCUAUGAGUGUAAGGAAUGUGGAAAGGCCUUUAUUCUUGGUUCACACCUUACUUAUCAUCAAAGAGUUCAUACUGGUGAAAAGCCUUACAGAUGUAAAGAAUGUGGGAAGGCCUUUUUAUGUGCCUCCCAACUUAAUGAACAUCAGCGAAUCCAUACAGGUGAGAAACCCUAUGAAUGUAAAGAAUGUGGGAAGGCCUUUUUUCGUGGCUCACAACUUACUUACCAUUUGAGAGUUCAUACAGGUGAGAGACCCUAUAAAUGUAAAGAAUGUGGAAAAGCCUUUAUUUCUAAUUCUAAUCUUACUCAACAUCAGAGAAUUCAUACAGGUGAAAAACCCUACAAAUGUAAAGAAUGUGAGAAGGCCUUCAUUUGUGGCAAACAGCUUAGUGAACAUCAGAGAAUUCAUACAGGUGAGAAACCCUUUGAAUGUAAGGAGUGUGGAAAGGCUUUUAUUCGUGGUGCAUAUCUUACUCAACAUGAGAAAAUUCAUGGUGAGAAACAUUAUGAAUGUAAGGAAUGUGGGAAGACCUUUUUUCGUGCCACACAACUUACAUAUCACCAGAGAAUUCAUACAGGUGAGAAACCCUACAAAUGUAAGGAAUGUGACAAGGCUUUUAUUUAUGGCUCACAACUUAGUGAGCACCAGAGAAUUCAUAGAGGUGAAAAACCCUAUGAAUGUAAGCAGUGUGGGAAGGCCUUUAUUCGUGGUUCACAUCUUACUGAACAUCUAAGAACUCAUUCUGGUGAGAAACCCUAUGAAUGUAAGGAAUGUGGGAAGGCCUUUAGUCGUGGCUCAGAACUUACUCUACAUCAAAGGAUCCAUACUGGUGAGAAACCUUAUGCAUGUGUCCAAUGUGGUAAAGACUUUAGACGUCAUUCACAACUUACUCAACAUAUGAGAAUACAUACUGAUGAGAAACUCCUUGAAUGUAAGGAAUGUGGGAAGGAUUUUAGUUUUGUAUCAGUCCUUAUUCGACAUCAGCGAAUUCAUACUGGUGAGAAACCUUAUGAAUGUAAAGAAUGUGGCAAGGCCUUUGGUAGUGGUGCAAACCUUGCUUACCAUCAAAGAAUUCAUACUGGUGAGAAACCUUAUGAAUGUAGUGAAUGUGGAAAGGCCUUUGGUAGUGGCUCAAACCUUACCCAUCAUCAGAGAAUUCAUACUGGUGAGAAACCAUAUGAAUGUAAAGAAUGCGGGAAAGCCUUUAGUUUUGGAUCAGGCCUAAUUCGACAUCAGAUAAUUCACAGUGGUGAAAAGCCCUAUGAGUGUAAGGAAUGUGGGAAGUCCUUUAGUUUUGAAUCAGCCCUUACUCGGCAUCACAGAAUUCACACAGGUGAGAAACCUUAUGAAUGUAAGGAUUGUGGAAAGGCCUUUGGCAGUGGUUCAAACCUUACUCAACAUCGAAGGAUUCAUACUGGUGAGAAACCUUAUGAAUGUAAAGCAUGUGGAAUGGCCUUUAGUAGUGGAUCAGCCCUUACUCGGCAUCAGAGAAUUCAUACUGGUGAAAAACCGUAUAUAUGUAAUGAAUGUGGGAAGGCUUUUAGUUUUGGAUCAGCCCUUACUCGACAUCAAAGAAUUCACACUGGUGAGAAGCCUUAUGUAUGUAAGGAAUGUGGGAAGGCUUUUAAUAGUGGCUCAGAUCUCACUCAACAUCAAAGAAUUCACACUGGUGAGAAACCCUAUGAGUGUAAGGAAUGUGAGAAGGCCUUUAGAAGUGGUUCAAAACUUAUUCAGCAUCAAAGAAUGCACACUGGUGAGAAGCCCUAUGAGUGUAAGGAAUGUGGGAAAGCCUUUAGUAGUGGUUCAGACCUUACUCAACAUCAGAGAAUCCAUACUGGUGAGAAACCUUAUGAAUGUAAAGAAUGUGGCAAGGCCUUUGGUAGUGGCUCAAAACUUAUCCAACACCAGCUAAUUCACACUGGUGAAAAACCCUAUGAAUGUAAAGAAUGUGGAAAGUCCUUCAGUAGUGGUUCAGCUCUCAAUCGGCACCAGAGAAUACACACUGGUGAAAAACCUUAUGAAUGUAAGAAAUGUGGGAAGAAUUUUGGUACUGGCUCAAGCCUUACUCAACAUCAGAAAAUUCAUACUGGUGAGAAACUUUAUGAAUGUAAGGAAUGUGGAAAGGCUUUUGGGAGAGGUUCAGAGAUUCAGCAACAUAAAAAAUGUCAUACUGGUGAGUAGUAGAUCUGUGAAUUGGAAACUCUAUAAGUUAGAAUUAUGUGGUUAAGGAAGGAUACAGGACAGAAAAGAAAAUUCAUACUAGUGAGAGUCACUACAAAUGUAAUUAAGGUACAAAUGCCUUACUUAUGCUUUACCACUUAGUCUGAAAGAAUUUAUACAGAAAAAGAAAAACCACUCUGAAGAUCUCUGUCUAUAUUCAUUCUUUCGUUACUUUUGGAAAAUUCAUACUUGUGAAUAUUAAAAAUUAAAAAACCAUUUAUUGUAUUUUGCCUUUAUUUUAAACAUUGAAAAAUUCGCUUGGGGGCUAAUCCUGCUACCUUUGUUUUUUUUUUAUGUUCUUAAUUUUUUGUGCAUUAUACAGAAUUACUAAUCCAUCUCAAAAUUAUUUUAAAUUAUUUAUUGAGGGUCUAAAUUUAGCCUUCUUCCUGUUUCUCAUUUGAAUGCCAUUUAUUUAAUAACUAUAUUUUUGUAUUUUUUAUUGCCUGUUUGAUGGUAAGUUAUAUUUUUAUACAUAUAAAGCAUGGAUAUCGGGUCAGUCUUUGUUUCUAAAUUUGCAUAUCUGUGUUUGUAUCUGUGUUCCAUUUUGUUCGUGUUAAGUUACUGUUACUUUUAAGUAUCCUUUAAUAUCUUGUGGAUCUGUACCUUUUGUUUUGGAAGAUUGCUUUAUUUUCCUUUUAUAAGGUUUAUACUUCUCUUUUUGCAAAAUAAUUUUUCUCUAUAUUAAUGUAGAUAUGAACAAAAUAGAUAGUUAUCUGUAAUCAUACCAGUCAUAGACAAUCUUUGUCAAACUUUUGGAGCAAACUCUUUAAAACUACAUAUCAUUGUUUUUGACAGAAAGUGUGAUUGUGCUAUACUAUAACCAGCCUUUAAUAUUCGUUGUAAAUAUAUUGGUUACUCUUUUAUUGGCUUCAAAAUAUUCACCUGUCUUUAUCAAACCCCUAUUUUGUCAAAUAUUGAAAAUUUUACCAUUAUAAAGAGUUAUCUUGAUGGCCCCUUUUGAAUGUGUCUGCUUUGUUUUUUAUUCAUUUCAGAGAAAACGUGUGGGAUCUCUUCUACUUUUAAAGAUUUAUACAUUAUAAAGCUCUGCUUCCCUUUGGCCAACGGUCUUGACCCAGUUAUUUCCUAAAUGUUAACCGACUUAUUCUUCCAGGUCAUUUUAUAUGCAUAUAUAAUGUGCUUUUGGUAAUGUGGGCAUAAUUCGUUCACUUCAGAGGCUUGUUAUGUGGAUUCUACCAUUGUGCCUAUCACAUAAUAAAACUUGCAUAGUA